Messenger RNA from Labrus bergylta (ballan wrasse), 1689 nucleotides. Lineage: Eukaryota; Metazoa; Chordata; Actinopteri; Labriformes; Labridae. The record is from RefSeq and is a predicted model, not a curated record.
AUGGAAUCCAAAAGUAGAAAAAGAGAGCAAUGGAGCAGGAAAAGGGAAUAUAUUCUGGCAGCAGCAGGCAAUGUGGUGGGCCUGGGCAAUGUGUGGAGAUUUCCUUACCUGUGCUAUAAGAAUGGAGGAGGGGUUUUCCUGUUGCCUUACUGCAUCUUUGCUGUGCUGUUAGGCAUGCCACUCUUCCUGCUUGAGACUGUGAUUGGUCAGUACACACAGGAGGGCGCUAUCACCUGCUGGACCAAGCUCUGCCCCCUGGCAAAAGGGACUGGCUAUGCAAUCAUGGUGAUCCAGCUUUAUUCCAGAUUCUACAUCAUUAUCCUGGCAUGGGCCCUACUGUACCUCAUAAACUGUUUCAGAGACCCUCUACCCUGGGCCACUUGCAACAAUCCCUGGAACACAGACCUUUGUGUUGACCUCACCUCUGCAAACAACACUGAAGUACACGGUGGCAACUUGACCGGAAACUGGACAUCUAGAAAUAUCACCAAGUCUUCAGUCUCUGAGUUCUGGGAGAGAGGAGUGUUAUCCAUGUCUGGUGGAAUAGAAGAUGUUGGCUCAGUUAAGUGGGAGCUGCUGCUGUGUCUCCUGGCCUGCUGGGUUGCCUGCUACUUCUGCGUCUGGAAAGGUGUCCACUCUACAGGAAAGGUGGUGUAUUUCACAGCUGUGUUUCCAUACGUGACACUGGCCAUCCUGCUGGUCAGGGGUUUGACGCUGCCAGGAGCCUGGCAGGGUGUGGUCUACUACUUGUAUCCAGAUCCGUCUCGCCUGGCAGACCUCCAGGUUUGGAUGGAGGCUGCCGCCCAGGUCCUUUUCUCCUAUGGUGUUGCAUCAGGAACCAUAAUCACACUUGGCAGCUACAACAAAGUCAAGAACAACUGCUACAGGGACAGUCUGUGGUUGUGCAUGCUCAACAGCAGCACCAGCUUUGUUGCUGGUUUUGCAGUCUUCUCAGCUCUGGGUUACAUGGCCCACAAACAGGAAGUUCCAAUCAACAUGGUGGUGGAAUCAGGGCCUGGGCUGGCAUUCAUUGCUUAUCCUCAGGCUGUAGCCAUGAUGCCCCUGCCUCAGCUGUGGGCAGCCUGUUUCUUUGUUAUGCUCAUUCUUUUGGGACUGGACACACUGUUUGCAGGUUUGGAAACUAUAACUUCAUCAGUGAUUGACAUGUUCCCAGAACAAAUGCGCAAACCGUGGCGCAGAGAAAUCUUCCUCAUGUUCUUCUGUUCUGCUGGCUUUAUUAUACAGAUCUCCCUCACCACUCAGGGUGGAGUGUAUCUGUUCCAACUGAUCGACUACUAUGCAGCAAAUGGAGCAUGUAUAUUAUUUGUGUCUUUUGUCCAGUGUAUGGCUGUUGGCUGGGCCUUUGGGGCUGAACAGAUGUGCGAUGCAGUUAAAGAAAUGACGGGACAGAGACCAUCUAUUAUUUUUCAUCUGUGUUGGCGUUACUUCACCCCUCUAAUCUGCAUGGUUUGCUUCAUCUGCUCCUUCCUGGACUAUCAACCACUGAAAUCCAGUGGGGGUCAUGCGUACCCAGACUGGGCCUACUAUCUGGGCUGGUGCAUGGCUCUGUCCUCUGUGAUUGCAGUACCUAUCUGGGCUAUCUACAAGAUCUUCCUCACCCAGGGCACCCUCAGACAGGUAGCACUACCACACCCUGUAUCGUCUGACGGUACUGUGGCAUCCUGUUAA